Molecule: messenger RNA, 2001 nt
Organism: Plasmodium cynomolgi strain B
Lineage: Eukaryota; Apicomplexa; Aconoidasida; Haemosporida; Plasmodiidae
Product: phist protein
Exons: 1
Source: RefSeq, a predicted model, not a curated record
GAUGAACGCUCGGGCAGAGGAAGAGGCAUGGAGCCCAGGAGCCUCUCCGAGAAUAUGUCUCCGAUAUUUACGUCCUCAUAUGAAAGCAGGUUUGCUGAUGUGGACGAUAUACUCCAGGAAGAUGAUUUUAGCUCAGGUGAGGAAGCCGAUAGUUGUGUUGCAAAUUGUGAGGAGAGUCCCAGCUACGAUCCUAUAGAGAGCGAGUCCUGUAUGGGAGAUAGCUGUUUCCAAGACGAGUUCUCCACCGAUGAGGUUUCCACAGGCGACUGCUCCGAUGAUGAUAGGUCCAGCACCUGGAGCGUCUCAUCCGCGGGCAGCUACGGCAAAAGGAUUAGCGACAUUGUGGGGGAUAUAACAGAUGAUUUUGAGGGGGAUAUAAGAGAUGAUCUUACGGGGGAUAUAAGACCAGAUCUUGUGGAGGAUAUAAGAGAUGAUCUUGUGGAGGAUAUAAGAGAUGAUCUUGUGGGGGGUAUAAGAGAUGAUCUUGUGGGGGGUAUAAGAGAUGAUCUUGUGGAGGAUAUAAGAGAUGAUCUUGUGGAGGAUAUAAGAGAUGAUUUUUCGGGGGAUAUAAGACCUGAUCUUGUGGAGGAUAUAAGACCUGAUCUUGUGGGGGAUAUAACAGACGAUUUUGCUGGGGAUAUAAGAGAUGAUUUUUCAGAGGAUAUAAGACCUGAUCUUGUGGGGGAUAUAACAGAUGAUUUUGAUGGGGUUAUAACAGAUGAUUUUUCGGGGGAUAUAAGACCUGAUCUUGUGGAGGAUAUAAGUCCUGAUCUUGUGGAGGAUAUAAGACCUGACCUUGUGGGGGAUAUAAGUCCUGGUCUUGUGGGGGAUAUUAGAGAUGAUUUUACGGGUCAUAUUGGAGACGAUUCGUUGGACAAUCCGUUGGGAGAUCCGUUGGACAAUCCGUUGGUAGAUCCGCUGGUAGAUCCGUUGGUAAAUCCGAUGGUAAAUUCGUUGGUAGAUCCGAUGGUAAAUCCGAUGGUAGAUCCGAUGGUAAAUCCGAUGGUAAAUCCGAUGGUAAAUCCAUUUGUCAAUCCGUUGGGAACCCCGUUUGGAAAUGGUAUGAAUGUCCCAACUGAAGACACUGUGGAAGACACAGUGAUGGGAAGUCUAAGUGACGACAUUGAAAAAAUGGUGGACGAUGCUUCAGACGAUACGUUAGAGUAUUCUGUGGAGGAGGCUUUGGAUGAUCAUUUAGACGAUGAUGAUAUGGAAGAAGCUGUAGAUGACUCCUUAGAUGAUGGGGUGGAAGAUGCAGUAGAGGACGCAUUAGACGGAACUGCAGAGGAUGAUUUGGGGGACCAUGUAGAAGAUAAUAUGGUAAGCCCAGAUGAAGACUUCAUGCAAGAUGAUUCUCUCGAUCUUAUGGAUGAUCCAUCGGACGAAUUAUUAAUCGAUUUAAAAUUUUCAGAUCCAGGUGAUUUUGAUGGAAGUAUGAAUCGAGAAUAUGACCAGGUCAAUGUGAACGUUACUCAGACUUCAGUAAAUUGGGAUUCUAUGGGAAACAGUUUUCACCCUUAUAAUAAUACCUGCUCUUAUGGUUGUAGGAACUCAGAUCUAUCUCAACAAAUAUCUGAAGAAGAGCUAGAUGAGAGGAUCUACAAUUUGGGUUCUAUUGUAGAUGUAAGGGAUAUGUACAUCAUAUGGAAUUAUGUAAAUGAUAAUGAGAAGAAAAAGUUUUAUAGCAUGAGGACCAUGUUGCUGACCUACUGUGAUUGCCUAGCUGAUGCCUGUGAAACCCCUCGUGAAAUUAAAAAACAAGAAUGGUUAAAAGUCCAUCGAUUUAUGAAUAGAGUAUUUUUACGAUACGAAAAGAGAUUCACGAAAUAUAUUCACUCCUUUUUGAAAUAUGGAAGGACCGACCGAUGGAGAUUUAUCGACUUUUUAAAUAAAUACAAAGCCAAGUGCAACAAGUUCAGGAUCGUCAUGUAUAACUACUGUAAGAGCAACAUAUUCACCAGGCUGGACACGUACCAACGCUUUUUGGUCGACGUGAAUUGA